AUGGGUGUGAUAGAUAGUGGAGGGGUGUUAAGCUUGCUUCAAAGCUCCGUCGCUGCUGCAGGAGGAAUUGCAUGUCUCAAAACAUCCUACCACCGGCCUAACAUUUGCGAUACAGUGAAAGCCAUCGCAUGGUUUCCGAUUUCAGACUUUGAGAGUGUCGUGCCUUGGGCUGCCAGAGUAUCCAAUCGCCCAAACGGAGCCUCAUCCUCGAAUAUAGGCACGGCGCUCAAGAAGGCGAAUCAGUGGCAUGCACUGAAUCUCAAAUAUCUCAGCAUUGGCACCGCGUCCAUGCAGACAAAUAAUGACGGGCUUCGACAUUGCUUAAAAUUGGACGAUUUUAUCGUUCAACUCCAUGCAAUGGUUUGUCUUGUUCGCCUGGUAGUAGACAAUGAGGCUUAA
Messenger RNA from Akanthomyces muscarius, 399 nucleotides. RefSeq lists its product as uncharacterized. The record is from RefSeq and is a predicted model, not a curated record. Bases 1 to 399 code for a protein of 132 amino acids. The transcript is spliced from 5 exons. NCBI's taxonomy places the organism in Eukaryota, Fungi, Ascomycota, Sordariomycetes, Hypocreales, Cordycipitaceae.